UUCUCAUAAUUCAGCUGAUUUUAACACAUUGACUUUUUCUCUCUCUAAAUAACACAACUUUCCUCCUCUCUCUCUCUCUAAGAAAAUCAUGCAGGUGGCAGUGGCAACUAAUGUUCAUUUUUUUCAGGCACGUCGAUCCAGUUUCAAGUACUGUAAUGGUUCAUCUCCAUUAAACCCUAUACCUAGAGCUACUGCUGUAAAUGUACAAUGUUUAAAAACAGUAGCAACACCACCAACUUCUACAACAGAGAUGACAAAAAAACAUCUUUCAAAUCUUGAAAUGCUUUUACAAAAGCAAUCUCAGCCACAUCCAAUGGAUUCAGCAGAGCCAAUUAUUCAAGAAAUAAAACAGAGGAAAACAGGGGAAAACAGGGGAAGGAAUAUGUUGGAAGGGCUAAAUUUGGCAAGAAUUUGGCCAGAAAUGAAAGCAGCUGAAGAAUAUUCUCCUAGGCAUUUGGUUAAAUUACACAGGAUGUUAUCAUCAAAAUCAAUGGAAUAUUCUCCUAGAAAUAAUCUUGGGACUAGGUGGAGAGAGUACCACGGGUGCAAAGAUUGGUUAGGACUUAUUGAUCCAUUGGAUGAGAAUCUCCGGCGAGAGUUAGUCCGAUAUGGUGAGUUUAUUCAAGCAGCUUACCAUUGUUUUCAUUCCAACCCCGCCACGUCAGAAAAAGAAAAUGCUGACGUGGCGAGGAACGUGUCGUUACCUGAUAGGUCUUACAAGGUGACUAAGAGCCUUUAUGCCACGUCAUCCGUUGGCCUGCCUAAAUGGGUGGAUGACGUGGCACCGGAUCUUGGGUGGAUGACCCAAAGGUCCAGUUGGAUCGGGUACGUCGCUGUGUGCGACGACAAAACCGAGAUCCAACGGAUGGGAAGGAGGGAUAUUGUCAUCGCGUUACGUGGUACUGCCACGUGUCUAGAAUGGGGCGAAAAUUUUCGCGACGUGCUAGUUCAAAUGCCAGGAAAAAAUGAUUCAGUUGAAGGACAACCAAAAGUAGAAUGUGGGUUUUUGAGCUUAUACCAAACAGGUGGAAAUAAAAUUCCAAGCUUAGCUGAAUCUGUGGUGAAUGAAGUGAAAAGACUCAUUGAAAUGUACAAAGGUGAGAGUCUAAGUAUAACAGUAACAGGACAUAGUCUUGGUGCUGCUUUAGCUUUAUUAGUAGCAGAUGAUGUUAGUACAUGUACACCAGAUUCACCACCAGUUGCUGUUUUUACAUUUGGAGGUCCUAGGGUAGGCAACAAAGGCUUUGCCAAUCGACUCGAAUCGAAAAAUGUUAAGGUCUUACGUAUCGUGAACAAACAAGAUGUGAUUACUAAAGUUCCAGGAAUGUUUGUGAGCGAAGCGCUUGACAAAAAACUAAGGGAAAAAGGCGCUGCGGGGGUGUUAAAUUUGCUUGACAAUAGUAUGCCAUGGGCAUAUUCACAUGUUGGUACUGAAUUAAGAGUUGACACAACGAAGUCUCCGUUUUUAAAACCAGAUGCAGAUGUCGCAUGUUGUCAUGAUUUGGAAGCAUAUUUGCAUUUGGUGGAUGGGUAUUUGGGAUCAAAUGAAUCAUUUAGACCAAAUGCAAAGAGAAGCCUUGUUAAGUUAUUGACUGAACAAAGGACUAAUAUCAAAAAAUUGUACAAUAGUAAGGGGAAAGAUUUGAGUAGUCUUAAUCUUAAUAGUGAAUUUAAUUUUCCUAGACCUAGUUGUUUGCCUAGUCCUAGUGUCUUGCCUAGUCCUUCAGCUUG
This is a messenger RNA of Nicotiana attenuata, 1731 nucleotides long. RefSeq names its product phospholipase A1-Ibeta2, chloroplastic-like. The record is from RefSeq and is a predicted model, not a curated record. Gene Ontology annotation, biological process: lipid metabolic process. Gene Ontology annotation, molecular function: glycerophospholipase activity. NCBI's taxonomy places the organism in Eukaryota, Viridiplantae, Streptophyta, Magnoliopsida, Solanales, Solanaceae.